Molecule: messenger RNA, 2583 nt
Organism: Dermacentor albipictus
Lineage: Eukaryota; Metazoa; Arthropoda; Arachnida; Ixodida; Ixodidae
Product: FAST kinase domain-containing protein 1, mitochondrial-like
Biological process (GO): regulation of mitochondrial mRNA stability; mitochondrial RNA processing
Cellular component (GO): ribonucleoprotein granule; mitochondrial matrix
Molecular function (GO): RNA binding
Source: RefSeq, a predicted model, not a curated record
CAGUAUAAUCCGAAGCAUUGUGCUCACUGAAAAAAGCGUCCGCUCUCGAAACAACCUUCAGCGGUUGCUGUCCUCGCAGACACCGUCGGAGCUGUUUUCAUGUGUAUCCAUGCUUGGGAUACCAUGUCCACUGGUGUACGCUGCGCAAGCUGUCGUGACCCUGUGGGAUCUCAAGAAAGUCUCAGACUCCAUGAACGAGACCUUCGAUACAGCAGCAGCAUUUUCCUCGCCAGGCUUCAGUGCUUUGGCGGAUCAGCUUCAUCGCGAGUGUCAUUCACUUAGCAACAGCUGCCUCACUGCCGUGCUGGUGUCACUGAAGAGGCUCUUUCAAGAACCUUCAAUUCCUGUUUAUCAUGCGCUGCUUAGCGAAGCCGCCUCGCGGUGCUCGUCCUUUAACAUCCAAGAUCUUUCGCGGUUCAUUGUGAGCCUAAACCAAUCUAGGAAUGUCAGUCUUGCAUAUCAGUGUCUUGCUGUCUCGCGGUUACAAGAGUUGCUUCCAUCUUGCAGGACAGAGCAAGAGCUCAAGUAUGCUGCAAUUUCGCUGAGGCGUCUACUGCACCUAUCAUCACCAUCUCUCAUUGCUGCUUUCUGUAGUAAGGCCUCCGAGAUUCUAACCCCUGCAUCACAUGCUCACACACUUUUCCGUAGCUUGCCAGUUAUGCGUCAUGAGCCUCAACACAGUUUCUGUGACAGUUGUAUGUCCAAAGUCCUCACAUAUGUCGACCCACUGAUAGCAUCUUUUGACACAAAGGACCUUGCAUCUCUUGCUGACAUUAUAGCUGAUGCUCAUUGCAAUGCUAGUAACACAUUAAAGUUGAUCAGGGAACGAGCGCGCCAGCUCUACGAGCAAGCACCGUCUGUGUCGGCUGCGCAUUCUCUCAUCAUGGGCCCUCGGCUGCAGCAGCCAGAACGCCAGCAGCUUGAAAGUUCUCUUCGCAAGUUUUUGGCAACGGGCCUCUCGCACCGCAGUGUCGUGGACUUUGCAGACAUCGUCACAUGGCUUCCCAUCACCAGUUUCGAUUUGUUGACUACUUUCUGGAACUUAGCGGCAGACCUGUCCAACCCAUCGCUGGUGAUACUCAUAAGGCGUUACUUUUCUUGCUACCAGCAGACACGCUUUCGUAGCGAGCCUUUCGAGUCUGUUGUGCUGGAGUGGAGCAGAGAAGAAUUGGAGAGCUCGUGGAAACUCGGAACGGUAGCUCUGGCAGCACAAUUCAUGCUAACGUUCAGACCAUCAGAGCUGAGCCCUGAAAACAUGAGCCGACUCAGUUCAUUGCCAGGGCGGUUUCAAAGCUGGUCUCUGUUAGAACUCUCCCUUGGCCUGAAGGCAGCGGAACGGCCAUCAGUUACAUUGCUAGGGAGGACUGCUCUUUCCCCCAUGCUCAUGGACUUGAAGACUGACAUUCAUGGGGAGGUCCGCAGAAGAGUGGAAACAGUGCAAAACCUAGCCGAGCUCACUACGCUGGCUGUCUGCAAUAAAGUGUUGUGGUCAUCAAGGGGUCAUCACAUCCAGCUGAAGGAGUCUAUCGCUGCAAGAUGCGCUUCCGUGAUGGACAAUGCAUCUCCGCGAUCUCUGGCUUCAUUCUGCAAAGUGCUGACCAGGGAGCGGCUAUGGCUGCCUGACUGCUUGAACCGGCUAGUGGCUCAUGCUGUGGAGAGGCCAGAGUGGCUCUUUCCCAUCACGUUGUGCCACCUGCCGUAUGUGUGCUUCCUCAGCGGCCUGGUUCCUGACAAGGCAGAGCAACUUGCAAAGAUUGUCAGCUCCUUUGUUCUGAGGAACUUUAACGACCUGCCUACUUUGGAAGUGCUUGAAGUGGCAGUGGCCCUGGGCUUCUUCCAGUGCCUGGAGAGUGACUUGAUCCACCGUAUUUUCGCUCUGCCCUUCAUGGAACGCCUCGACCGUGAGCUGACCGGAUUUGUUGGGAACAAGCACUCGGAUCGCCAUGUGAGGGAGCUGCUGGCCAUGUUCAACCGCAUAGCCUGCUUGGACUUUCCAGAAGAGAAUGUGCCAUGGUUCCACGACCAGUUCUAUGCAACACGAGCCUUAAACGCUCGAAGACAAUUCACUACCUUGCAAAGAGAUGUUCAAGACAACCUGGCACAUGUCCUAGGUGGAAGCCAGUUUGUGCAGUCCCACGUGUUUGCACCUUACAGCUACCACCUUCCGCUCUUUUGUGAGUUGGACGCUUCAAAGGCACCUGUCCCACUCAACAACAGCAGCGGAAAACACCGCAAGGUGCCGCACAGCCAAGCUCCAGCAGUCUCACGUAGAGCUCACAAAAGGAUCGCUGUCCUCGUGCUGGGAGAGAAGAGCUUCUGUGAGAACUACCCUCAGAUUACGGGCCACCAGCAACUUAAAAUAAGGCACCUCGAGAUCCUCGGUUAUCAGCUGGUUCUGGUGCCAUUCUACGAGUGGAAUUCGAUGAAGUUGGCUGAGCCAAGUGCCAAGCAAGACUACCUCCGUGGCAAGAUCUUUGGCAUCAGCUAGUGAAAAGCCCCAGAGCUCUGUGAAUAGAAAUUUAUUGCGUAAUUUAUUUUUGUAAACAUCGAAUAGUGAAGUAUAUAAACAUAGCAUGACUAACA